This is a messenger RNA of Pocillopora meandrina, 21141 nucleotides long. Lineage: Eukaryota; Metazoa; Cnidaria; Anthozoa; Scleractinia; Pocilloporidae. The record is from the annotation of a GenBank genome assembly.
AUGACCCAGCAGACAAGCCUACUACACAUUGGUGAUAUAGUCUCCCUGUUCGCCGAAGGAACUGUAAAUGGAUUUAUUAGCACACUUGGGUAAAUGGCCGAGUCAUAGAUUACGUUAUUCGCCUGUUCAUCUGUUCUUUUCGUGUCAUAUUUUCUUCUCUAAUCAAGUUUUACUUUACUAGGCUGAUCGAUGAUAGAUGUGUUGUGCAACCUUCUGCAGGCGACCUGAACAAUCCACCGAAAAAGUUCCGAGGUGGGUUCGUUUGAUCGUCCGUUAAAUACACCAUUUAGUGCAUGCAUUUAACAGCUAAACGUGUUGUCACAUCCGUGUUUUCGAUUUGCAGACUGCCUAUUCAAGGUUUGUCCUUCCAAUCGUUACUCUGCCCAAAAACAGUUCUGGAAGGCUGCGAAACCGACUACAAGCGCUACAGAUGCCGUGUUACUGAAAAAACUUCAUGUAAGUUAGCGAUGUUUAUUCAAGCAAUGCCUUGAUUUUUAUAUAUUUCCAAUACCUACUUUCAUUCUUGCGAGGGAUUAGAUAUUUUGACACCUUUUAACCCGAGCGACAAAUUGCACUUCCUGUACACGCUGACGAAGGAAUUUUUAAAACAUAUUAUUCUCUGCGACUUCAUAUCAUCAAUUACAUCCGUGUCUCCGAUAAAACUCGGACUCAAUUUCAAAAGCAUGUUUUUGUAUUGUAGAGAAGUGCAUGGAAAUUAACGUAGCGCCUAAUUAGACAUUUAUUUUUUUUUUCACGUCUUUCACUCAGGUGUUUUAUUAUCGACCCCUGGUAGCCAAGUCUAGGAGUAUGUCGUGGUUUUGUGACUAAUAUUCAAUGCUUAGAGGUCAUGUUUAUUUUCAAAGAAGUUCCUUGUCUAAAGUGUAUUCGAUCUCGAUCAACUGUGUACAUAACUCGGGGGGAAACUUCGGCUGGUCUGAGAGCCUAUUGAAAAUAAUAAGGACAGCAGUAAAGCUUGGAUUUUUUGGACUAGUCGUAAGUUGGUAUUAAACAAACGGUAUGCUUCGCGAUCAGAAAUUAACUAACAUCAAAAAAAAUUGAACGUUUGUAUUUUUCGUAGAGAAAUAUAUCAGUCUUAUUGACUUGAUGAUUUAAGACUCUAGCAUUUCUUACAUGUAAUUUGCAUAAUAGAUUGUUAGGAAAUAUUAUUCUGUUGGCUCAAAGAAAUUCAUUGUUUGUUAGGUGUUAACGCUAAGAUCGAGCCGACAAACCAACGCGGAAGGGAAACAUUUUUACGAAAUAAACUGUAUUUUUGCCGUUUUCUGAUCUCCGACAGCGUACAACUGUGCCUUGAGAAAUCGAGGACAGCUGUUUUGGUUUUUUUCACCUUUAUCCGAUGUUUUGUGCUCAAUAUUUCAGUUUUAAUAACAGUAGCAUACAGCUGGGAGAUUGAAGGGAAGAACGAUAAGUUUACAAUUAUAAUUUUGUUGCGAAGGUAAUUUUAUUACAGGGGAAAACAUUUUCCCUUAUACAGUCAAGAAACAGGACAUUUUUAUUAAACUUGAAUGCUAAUUGGCUUUCCUAGCCUAUUGGCAAUUGUUCAAUUUCAAUUGUUUGGUUGGACAGUAUCGACCAAAAUACUUCUUUGGGAAUCAUAGUCUGUUACUCUCAAGCUUUUUGAGGAGAAAAUUGUUUCACUUUUCAAUGCCCUGUGACUUUGUACCAGCUAUCUUUACAGGAUAGUUUUAAUACAGAUCUUUAUAAGCCAACAUGAUUAAUUUGCUAAUAUUUGAACAUUGUUAAUCUGUGAGCCUGAAUUAUGGGAUUAAAGAGCUAAGAGAAUUAUUGCUAUGACUUAUGUCAACCCAAGUGUAGCAUUUGAUAGUAACAUUUUUUUUUUUAUUUAAAUGUCCUACACAUGGCAUAAUCAUUUAGCUUUUGUGUAACAAUGUAAUUGGCAGCUUUCAAACAAUAGCAUUAAUUUAAAUCGGCUAAUUUAAAAACUUGAAGCUUGGCUGUUUAUUUAUUUGGUUAAUUAUGCCAAAACUGAAAACAGCUGUUGGCAAGAACUGCCAGUUACAUCAGGUUAAAUUUUCAACUCACAUUUCAGAAUCAUAAUUGAAUAUACUCUUUAAGAUUAUUUGGCAGCUUUUUUUUUUAAUGGAAAUAGGCUUCAACUGGUAUUGUAGUUUGAAUCUGUGAAUAUUUAUGCAUUUGUCCUCCCCCCAAACAAGUAAUAAAUACAAUUGUAACCUAAGUAAUUAUCUCCUUAAUUUCAUUCCAAACCAUGAAUUUUUAAUAUAUGUAACACUUGAGCCAUGUAUGAAACCAUUGAAGGCAACUGUUGAUUAUUUAUGAAUAUGAACUUACAGUUAACUUGUGCCAUUUUGAUAAUAAUAUGGUUUGAAUUUUAAGAUGGGGUUUUUGUUCUAAUGGUUUUGCACAAAGUUGCAGUUGUUCCAGCGACUGACAGACAGUAAUUGCUCAUUACAACUUCUUCCUUAUGCGAGUUGUCACAGAAUUUAUGAAGUCGUUCAAGGGUUGAACGCUGCCAGUGAUCCUCAGAUUGUCAUAAAAAUGAUUCAUUGUUGACUACUGUAUGAAUAACUUGCUCUUGUGAACUACUACGUCAGUCCAGCUGACCUGUCUUUACAUGAUGUGUGACACCCACAAUAAAUAAUUAAAGAAGUAUCACUAGUUUUAAUACCUGAUGAGACAGAAACAUAACUUAAACUAGAUUUCCUUUUUUUUUUUUUUUUCGAAUUUUAUUCCAUGUCUUGGUAGCAACUAACAGAAUUAGAAAAUUGUGGCUGCAGAUAUUUUAAGAAAUCAAUAGCAGUAAUUAGUGAUAUUGGAUCUUCCAAAGAAGAGGACAAAGCCCUGAAAAAAGAUGGGUUUUAAAAGGGAGAAGUGGAAGUUUGAUAUUUUGUUACAUCUUUACUAAACACAAUCAAUAUACAGAAACUUGCGCUUUACAAACAGGGCUAGUUUUUUUCCUUCUUUUCUUGGAAUUAUACAGUGUGAUGUAAUAAUUUGACUUGAAUAAAUUAGGGAAAUGUUAAUUAGUUGAAGUGUUAACUAGACUUACACUGUCGGCUCUGUGUCCCAUGAAUGCCUCUUUGUCAAAUACUGGUAAUUAGUGAGCAUGAGGCUGUAAAUUGGUCCAUUUGUAGAAAUUUAGCCCAGAAUUAGAGAGCUUUAUAUAAAAAUACUGGUUUUACUUGGGUAAAUUUAAAUUAAAAGAAUGCUGAAGUAAAUUUAAAAUCAGUUUAUAUUUGACAUGUUUUAACUGUAUUUAUGGUUAUGAUGUAGAAGCAGUCUGACUUUUGAGAUAUUGAUCCAAAAGGAAAUUCAACACUUAAGCCUUAUAUUGGGCUUUGCGAUGCAAAGGUCAAAACGAUAUUAAAUGGACUAAGUUCUAUAUUUCCUUUGUUCCAGAUAAAUUAUCAUAUUUCUGUGAAUGGUGAUGUUAUUCUUAUCAUUGACUGACACAGGCAUUAACUCAAAAACAAAAACGCGAAGUACUCCCAGUAGGAGUCAAUUCUACAACUUGACGAGUAGUACUUCUGAUGCUGCACUAUAUUCCUUUAGCAGAGGAAAUUACAAAUCAAUCUAAGUUUGAUAUCAUUCUUUUCCUGAAUUUCAUUUUAACCCACAACAUUUACCAGACACAUGAUUUGACACUCAGGCUCAUUAACCCUUUACACCCUAACAUCAGUAUGCAUAUUCUCCAUACUGUUCUUGAUACAUUUUUAAAGUUGCUGACAAGGAGAAUUUGUUUACCCAAUCAAAAGCUUCUUUCAUUGGUGAUCAUUUCCUAUAUUCUCAUGACCUUGAUGAGUGAUUCAGGGGUGAUAUUGUAAGGAGAAAUAAGAUGUUAGUCACUUGUACGAGGAAAAAGAUUAACAACUAUGAAUAACUACCUAAUAUACAGUUUAAACAGAAAUAUUAUUAAUGGCCCUGCAAAAGCUUUGUUAUUUGUUCCACUGCCAGGGAUUUACUUCCAUCCAACACUGUCAUUUUAUAGUGAAAGUCAUAACCUGACUAUCAAAUAUAAUGUUUACACACUGUAAGACAACUUGAGCACUGGACUAAGGUGUUCUGAAUGUUAUUUCAGCAUGCUGCAGAGUUGGAAAAGAAACAGAAUGAUUCUGAAUACAAGAAGUGUUUGGGAAGUGUGGUAGAAUAUGGAGGAGUCAUUCAGGUAUACUGCAGCCAUGAUUUUUGAGUUCAAAGCUUUAUAACCAAAAGUAUUUGUUAUUUUUUAUUAUACCGUUAGUCAGCAAACUGAUUUUUUUCCUGAAAAAUAUUAUGCUGGCUGUGGAUAGACCAAAAACCGUUUUGUCUUAAGUCAUAACUCUAAACAGCAAACUUGAUUAUUACCAAAUAUCAAAUUCAGAAAGUGGUUUAACUAAUUCUGAAAAUGUUUGUAGUAGUAGUAGUAGUAGUAGUAGUAGUUUGAGAAGAUGACACAACUAAUGGAUUGAAUUGCAGAUGAAAUAACUGAGUGAAACUAUAUGCUGUAAUUAUGAGUUUAUGGUUUCUUUGUGUGAUCUGAUCCCCAAUGCAAUUGGGAAGGACACAAAAAAAAUUCUUGAAUAUUUGAGAUCUUCAUGAAUGGUACAGAGCUAACUUUUGAAAUUAUUUGUCCAACAUCAACACUUAAAGCUGCUACACGUGAAGAGUAACAAGUUUCUGACAGUAAACAAACGACUUCCAGCCUUGAGGGAGAAAAAUGCCAUGCGGGUUACAUUGGACACCAAUGGAAAUGAGGUAAAAAAAUUCUGCCGAAUAAUUCUCUCUCAGUAGCAUUUUAAGAAAUUUCCAAGAAAAUACAGAAUGAUGCAGUUAUUGAAUAAAUUAUCACACCAAAAUGGAGAAGGUGUUUUGGCUCAGAAAAGCAUGAUGUUGAGAGCACGGCAUAGAGUCAAACUUUUUCUCUUUAAAACUAAUCUAGGAAGCUUGUGACCUUUGCCCCUAAGCUAUGAUUUGAGUAUUGUAACAAUUUCUGUUUUACCUGCAUGCGAUGUUCAACUGCCAGGCAAUCUAUAGACUACUAUCUGAAAGAAAGAUCAGUAGUACAUUCAUGCUUCCAACAUAAGGUUUUAAACCUUUCAAAAACACCCAGAAUUUUUUAAUAUCAUGUAACUUUCCCCUACAAUAUUAAUGAGAGUAAUCAAACUUAUCAGGUAGAAGUUGUUAUAAGGAUCAAAUACCAAAUUCUUGAAACUAAUUUACAAGGAAAUUUGUAAUAGUCAGAGGGGAGAGUUAACAAUCAGAUCUUGGGUUAAAUCUCAUUGGAUAGAGCAUUCAGGGCUCAGCUAAUAUGAUCUAUUUAGACUAUCACAAUUUUCAUACAAUGACCUUGAAUUUUUUUAUUAGGGAUCUUGGUUUUAUGUUGUUCCAUUUUACAAGCUGAGAUCUUCUGGAGACAAGGUUGGUAGAAUACAGGUUUUUGUAUUUAGGUGUCGACAUUUUUGAGAAUCAAGGUUCUGUUAAAUAGAUUGAAACAUACAAUGUCCUCUUCUGUAGGUUGUCAUCGGAGACAAAGUUAUAUUAAACCCAGUCAAUGCAGGUCAACCACUUCAUGCAAGCAACCAAGAACUUAUCGACAAUCCAGGGUGUAAGGAGGUUAGCUUAAAAACAUUUCUGUUUGUUGCUAGACUUUCAUUAAUGUAAAUCUUUAAGGAACAUCCAGAAAAAAGUUUGAGUUCUCAAGAGUUCAAGUUGAAUAGGGUAAAAUUCACUAAGAAAGUAGCCAGGAAGGUGCUAAAAAUUCUCCAGUUAUUAGACAUCCUCUGAAUACUGAUCUAAGAGGGUGGUGAAAGGUUUAAAUGUGACAUAUGAUCAAGCCCAAAAUUAACAUGUGAUGGGGGAUUUUGCAGAAAGGCAAGUUAAAGUGAGGUUUUAAGUUUUCCCUUUUAAAUUUUUUAUGAUUCAUGAAACACUGUUUAAAGUACAAUGUGACAUGUGAAUUUUUCAAGCUAGGAUAACAUUUGUAACAAAAGAGGCAGUGCUUUCAUUUGACAAGUAGCUGCAGUUUUCCUAGGCAUAAUAGUUCAUUUUAUCCAUGUGUAUCUGUUCCUCCUUCAGGUUAACUCUGUUAACUGCAAUACAAGUUGGAAGAUAUCACUCUUUCUUGCCUAUGAAGACAACAGUGAUGAGGUCUUGAAAGGGGUGAGUGUGAUUCUGCUGGAUUUCUUGUUUUUGUGCAAGCAAAGUUUGCAAUCCCAAAGGGGCAAAGGCAGGCUACAGUAGCCAAUCAGAGGACAAGAUUUUCUUUGUCUUGCACAGUCAUAAAGCUAGCUGUAUGAUAAAGUAUGUUGUUGUGGGGUCACUGCAGAAACUGGUAGUAGUGAAUGUUCGAUUUUGCUUCGUGGCUCAUUGGAAAAAGUGUUGUGUUUUUCUCCUUGACAGGGUGAUGUAGUCAGAUUGUUUCAUGCAGAGCAGGAGAAGUUUUUGACAGCAGAUGAUUACAAAAAGAAGUCAUAUGUGUUUUUGAGAACUACAGCAAGACAGACAGCCACAUCAGCCACAAGUUCCAAAGCACUGUGGGAAGUAGAGGUGAUUCAGAAGACCUUCAUGUUUUAAGGAAGAGCAUAAACAGAUUUGAGCUCUGUAUCAGAGGAAAGAAAUGUUUUCUAAUGUUGAAUAUGUACUGACUGAUAAUUAAUUUAACAGGUUGUCCAACAUGAUCCUUGCCGGGGAGGGGCUGGGCAUUGGAAUGGUUUGUUCAGAUUCAAACAUCUGGCCACUGGAGAUUACUUGGCAGCAGAGGUGAAGAAUACCCUUUUCAUGAUGUUUCUUUUCUUUUAUUUCCAUUUUCUCUUUCAUUGUGGAGCACUUUGUGAUUGAGUAUCGCAAAAACCAAAAGCAAAGUAAUCUCAGCAACCAAUCAGUAAAAGGGAAAAUACUUUUAUCUCUUGAACUCCCAAGAUCUCUGUAGUAAUUCUCCUUACUGUCUGCCAUACAGUUCUUGUGAUGUUAGUUUGGAAAAUAUGGUAUUGGAUCAACUUAUAAUCUCCUAAUUGAUAUCCCAGAGGGAAAAGGGAAAAUGAUGGAACAAUCUGAUAAUAAUAUUUGAUGAUAAUAGAGGAUCUUUUUGAAAGGAUCUAAUAAUUAGAGAUUUAGUGGAAAGAUUAUGAUUGACUUUUUUUUUUUUUAGACUGAUGAUGACCCUACGAAAGACACAACGAGACAAAAACUGAAAGGCAAUGGAGCUGUGUGUCACCUUACUCCUGUCCCACAUGGAAACGAUGUAGCCUCAAUUUUUGAGCUGGAUCCUACAACACUGACAAGAGCAGACUCAUUAGUGCCAAGGUGAUAAUCAAAGGCUUACUGUGAAAUUUGUAUUGCAAAUUAAUUAACUCUUAACCGAUCUGAAUUAAAUUCAGUUCGAUUUUUUCAGGUGAGUGUUUCCUUUUACUUACCUUUUUUUCAUUUUUUCGUUUAUGAAGGUCAUCUUAUGUUCGUCUGAGACAUCUCUGCACAAACACCUGGGUGCAUUCCACUUCAAUACCUAUUGACAAGAGUGAAGAACGACCUGUCAUGCUUAAGGUAAAAAUUUCAUUACAAACAUCAUGUUCUAAAUUAUAGUUCUUCUUUUCAUUAAAAGCCUUUGAGGUGUUUGCUAUCCCUUCUGUUUUGAUCCGUUUUAUAACUCGGGUGUUUCAUCGGAGGCCUGGGUUUAAAGUUCAGGUUUUAUUUGUGUUCAGUCACUAAUUGCCGUCGAUGCUCGAAAGUGAAAGUUUUUCACCUGGAGGCAGAAUCGAGAAAUUGUAAAAAAGAAAAACAUGCUGUUUGAACUGACAGUUAGGCUGUGGGACAAUGACGGCUUAAUUAACUUUGCCUCAUGCGGUUUACAUGUCUCAUGCACUUAUUCAGAUUGGUACAGCAAGUAUCAAAGAAGACAAAGAAGCGUUUGCAAUUGUUCCAGUCCCUCCAGCUGAAGUGAGAGAUUUGGAUUUUGCCAAUGAUGCCAGUAAAGUAUUGGGCUCUUUUGCAAACAAAAUGGAAACAGCAAAUUACACUCAGCAUGAAAGACGGUAAAUGUGAUAAUUAGGAUUUUGAGUGUUUGUUUUUGUGAAGGGGUAAAAACUAAGGAACUCUGAAAAAAUCUCAAACUUUACCCACUUAUGACGCCAAGACCGGAAUGGAACCCAGGCUACAGCAGUAGGAAGCAGGCGCUCUUGCCGCAUCCCUUUUCCCCACAUAGGCUCUUCCAAGUUCUAAGCGGUCUCACUUUCAAAAUGAAGCCGAAUGCCAAACUUUUCUUGUAAAAACGAGUUUUGUUUGCUCCAUGGUCUCGUUUUAAAACAAAUGCUUUACGUAUUUUGGGAAAAGACUCUUUGAUAUAAACCUUCAUUUAGUUUGAAAAACUUAUUGAUGACAAAUACAUGAAUUUUAUCUUUUUUUUUUAGAUUUGUGACACAGCUGUUAUCUGAUCUUGUUUACUUCGUGACGGAACAUGACACUGGAAGAGAAGACGUCCUUAAUAUUUCUGUUCAAAAUCCAAAUAGAGACAGACAGAAGUUGAUGAGGGAACAGUACAUAUUGAAAGAGGUUAGCUUGAUAGAUCGGCAUUUUUUUACUAAGCAUUUUUACUAACGUGGGAAAAAUUCGUAGCUGGGAUGACGCAACGUUUCAUCUCAGCCAACAGACUUGUCAGAUACUUCGCGCAUCGCGCUCAAAGUUCCGUUCGCGAAGGCAAGAUGCUAGUAGUCUGGCCCUCUAUCACAGAAGGAUUCCCAACUGUAUGUUCUCGACCUCAUGUAUAUAUUGUAACUCGUGAACGAAACGCCGCGUCAUACCAGCCACGAAUUUUUCACAAGUAUUUUACGAUUUUUUCAUUUUACUAAUUUAAUUUUUGUCAAAAUGGUAGUUGGUGGCCUGAUGGUCAAUACACUGGACUCCCAGUCGAGAAGUCCUGGUUCGAGAGUUGGCCUGGCAGGGACAAUGUGUUGUUUCCUCGUGCGAAACAAUUUGCUCUCACAGCCUCUCUCCACCCAGGAGUAUAAAGGGGGUUCCAGCAAAUUGUCAGGGAAGCCUGAUGAAAUUCUGGUUGGGGGGGGAGGGGGGGGGGGGGUAAGCUCCGGCUGGAUGAGCUACUUGCCUCAAGUACAGACUGAAUCUUUUUUUCUUUUUUCACCUCAUUCUGCUCACCUGUAAGAGGCUGACUAAAAUUAUGACCAUUUCCUCGGUAGGUUUUUCAUCUUCUAAAAGCUCCUUUCACUGACAAAGGUUUAGGUCCUCUUAUGGGGAUUGAGGAACUUUCGGAUGCAAGACACGCCCCUCUCCGACACAUAUUCAGACUCUGUUACAGGGUGCUGAGACACUCGCAACAAGAUUACCGCAAGAACCAGGUAUGAUAAUAAAACAAUCGACAUUAUUAUCAUUGAGUUGAUAAUGUAAAUUGGCCACUAUGAAGAGUUUCUAAGCUGACGUUUCGAGCGUUAGCCCCUCGUCAAAGCGAAUGACACUAUGAUUCGCUUUGAUCAACUAUUCACAAAGGUUAACAUCAUAAUUGGCCAGUGAGAACUCAAAUCAAAACAUGCCAGCUGCUAAAUGCGCGGGAAAAUGUGGGUAUCCGAGUCAAGAUUGGUUUUAGUUGUGCGUCUGAUUGGUUGGGAGGAUGGCGUGAGUUUUCUAGACCAAUCACAGAGCGAAGUAACGCAAAACCAAAACAUUCCCGAAUUUACUUUCGACACUCACUUUAAAAUCGUCCUUUUUGUACGUCACCAGAGCGAGGAACCACAAUCCUUUUUACGAUGAAUUGUAAUGUUUGUUUUAGGAGUAUAUUGCCAAGCAGUUUGGCUUCAUGCAAGCCCAGAUUGGCUAUGACAUUCUGGCCGAAGACACCAUAACUGAUCUGGUCCACAACAACAGAAAGCUGUUGGAAAAACACAUCACUCGCACAGAAAUAGAAACGUUUGUCAGUUUAGUUCGAAAGAAGAAAGAAUGCAGGCAAGUAGAAAAGUUUCCAAAGAAUAGUUUUAUGGCUCUUAAUGCUAUGAAAGCGUGUCAUGCUACUUAUGGCAAAGUUUUAUGAAUUUCGGUAUUGACUUGUAGACCUGUUGAGACGCACCAACUUACCAAUUAGCACCCAAUACUUCCUAUCGAGUGCUCUGGGGUCGGUCCCCGGCCGGAUCAUUGUGAUAUGUUGAUCGUGGGCUCGACACUUACCCCUCAUAGUUCCCUUGUGUAUCCCGUGGAUAAAAUUACGCAUGAUUGAUCUGUCAGGGUAAACCUGAAAAAAGGGGAAAGAAUUCUGUGGUUAACCUGCAGUGAUCUUACUUCCCAUCCAGUCCUCGUGUCACAGAAACUGGAAAGAACUUUUGAGAAUGUACGGAUUAGUGUCUUUUCCAGACUUAACAUACUUGUGGACUGAGGUUUUAUCUAAUUUACAGGUUUCUUGAUUACUUGUCCGACCUGUGUGUCUCUAAUAACACAGCCAUCCCAGCAACACAGGAACUAAUCUGUAAGACCGUGCUCUACUCCAGUAAUUCAGACCUGCUCAUUGAAACCAGGUAGGAGCCGACAUUCAACAUAGGAUAUAAUAUUUGAAAUACAUAGAUUAAUCAGUGGAUAAAUAAUUGGAUAAGUGAAUGUUUGAUAGUGCUUGUAAUAGUUGUAAUAUGAGAGAAAAAUUUAACAAAAGGACAGAGGAAAAUACAUUGUUAGUUCUACAAAAUUUUUCUUUUCAGGAAUAUGCAAUCUGGUUGAUUUUGUAAAUCAGUAAGAAAUUGUAUAUAGGUUGUAUAACUUUAGAGCGUUUAUUGAUUUCUUUCUAAGUUACGUGGUGAUUCAAGGGGGGUAAGUUUCUAAAAAAACUGUGGUGCUGCGUCGGUGGGAGAGUAUAGCAGGUAAUCUAGUGUUAACAAUUGAGUUGAAAACGUCGUCGCUCUGGCGAAGGGCUACCGCUCGAAACGUCAGCCUUUUAACUCUUUACGGUGGUCAAUUUACGUUUUCAACUCAGUUGUUAACACUAAAUUAUGUGGUGAUUUAGUUUUUUUUAUAACAUGAGUCACGAGUAACGAGUGAUGUUGAUGUCAGUAUACAUGUAGUGUACAGGGAUUUCAAUAACUUUUUUCCAUACGCGGCUGCCUAUGGUGUAAUUGGCGAUUUUAUACUGAAAGGCGAAACCCAAACACGAGGCCUGCAUGCAGGGGUGAACAGACGGCGGUAAUAGGUCUUACCGACAACCGGUAAUCGGCCUUUAUUGCAACCUCUGCAGUGUAUACGCAUUUUGAAAACUUAAACAACAUAAUGAGAAUGGCAAAACUUUCAUUAGUCAAGUUUAUGCUUUUAUGCCAUUUAAUUCAAUGUUUUGUUUUCAGAAUAAUUGACGGAGAAGUGUUCCUUGUAUGGGAUAGUGGUAACAAAAAAAAAUCGCAAAGAGACUUGGCACGAGGUGCUAAGAUUGGAGUCAAAGAUGACGUCAAAAUCCUGGAUUACUAUAGGUUCGUUAACUUUUUUCCCAGAGGGCUUUUCGAUGAAGUGUAAUGAAACCAAAACCAAAUUAAUCACAACGGCCGAGUAAAACUAAGGUGAAUAUUUGAAGCGCGGGAAAAAGUGAGUGAUCAAGACGCGCUUGGUUUUAGUUUAAACAUUUGAUUGGACGAGAGAGUGGUCUGAGUUUUGUGGACAAAUCACCGUAAAAAAGGAAUAAUUAAUGAAGUCCCGGAUUACAUUUGACACAUAAUAAUUCUUAGGCAAUGUUGUCUUGUUGCUUUAUGUAAGCCGACGGUGAAGUCGUAUUUCGUCAGCAAGUAUUACUAAAAAAAAACGAACCAAACUUUUCACUGUUGACAAAGUUCAUGCAUUCACUAGAUGGCGACCAACAGACAUACAUUUGGGCUGUGUAGUUAAGUGAACUGAAUUAAAUUUACCGUCCUUUUUUGGCUAGGUACCAGUUAAACCUGUUUUCGCGGAUGUGUCUGGACAGACAGUAUCUUGCUAUCAACAGCAUCAGCAAGCAGUUAGAUGUGGACCUCAUACUUAGGUUUGUGUCGAAUAAUUUCCAUUUUCAAUAAAUUUUCGUGGUGUUCUUUAUUUUCUGCAAGGGAGCCUUUCUAGGAGUAUUUGACUUAUUGUUUGCACCGCCAAAAUAUACCCUCAGCUUUAAGAAGAAAACAAAAAAUUUUAGUUCGGUAAAACAGAAGCUUUACUCCAACAACAGCAAAGCUCGGUGGCGUGCUAACAGCUUCCCCCCUUGAGGGACCAUAUACUUCGUUAGCCGAUCCCACUGUCGGUUUGGACACCAGUAUUUGCACAACUGGGUGUUAAGGAAGCUUACGAUGAUAUUUUUUUUGUGUGUGAUGUCUUUAGAUGCAUGGCAGACAAAGAUCUGUCUUGUGACCUAAGGGCGGCUUUUUGUCGGUUGAUGCUCCACAUGCACAUAGAUCGGGAUCCUCAAGAACCAGUUACACCUGUUAAGUACGCCAGACUGUGGUCUGAGAUCCCAACUGAGAUGAGCAUUGAAAUGUGAGUAGACCGCCACAAGUAAAAUCUGAUUUGCUAUUUCUUUAUUUUUUUGUCUUUCUACAGGGAAAAUUCGUAUUUAUUUCAUUUCUCCGCAAUUGUAUUUGGUACAAUUUACAAGCACUUAAAAUCUGAUUGGUUGUUUUGUUCCAUUCUUGUGGCUUGUAAAAAGGUGCGGUUGCGAGCGAGCGACCAAUCAGGUCGCCAGAAUCACUAGGGAAUUGAAAAACGAGGUUAAUACAGGUAUUUAUUUCGGCUUCAGGUAUGAUCAGCAUCUUGCGGUUGGAGAGGAGAGGGAAGAGAACAGACUGAGAUUUUCAGGAGUUAUUUCAUUUGUGGAGAAUUACCUUCAAAAUAUCAGCAGCAACAUUUGGUCUUUCAGCGAUAAGGAACAAAAUAAACUUACUUUUGAGGUUAGGGCCGUAACUUAACACCAUCUUGAAGUAUUUCAAACAGAAGUUGAAAACAAAACACAGCCAAACAGAAGUCGAGGCCAAAACACCUUAUCUGCACUAAGCGUAGAAAACGAACCACUUCGCGGUUGGUUUUUGCCUUGAUUCUGAUUGGUCAAGAUCGUUGUUUAAGUUUUUUUCUUCGCUGAUUGGAGAGUCAUAAAUCUUGGGACCCAUUCUCUCCCAUAUCAGGCUUGAGGUGCUCAAAUUUUGUUGACACCAAAAUUUGCGCACCAGCAGAAUUUACUUGUCUCGAAAUCUUUCUCAUCUCAUUUUGGCUUUAGUGUGGAUAAAAAAAAAGUUUGCUGUAUCAUAGUUUGGACCCUAAAAUAAGAAAUUCUUGGACCGUCGCUGGUCUAUAUUUCUCUGUGGAGUUACACCUCAUGUUUGUUUUGCUAUACUCGUCGUAGGUUGUGCAGAUCGCAAGGAAUCUGAUCUACUUUGGUUUCUAUGGCUUCAGUGAAUUACUUCGUCUGACUCAAACAGUGCUGUCAAUCGUAGAUUGUGAGCAGCGAGCUCAUGGCGGCAUCAGAACCUCAGAAAAACCAACAGGUAAGAUAGAUUUUUUUGUGUUGUCUUUAGGUAGCUUCGUGGCAAAGGUAACUCUGCCUCAUGAGAAAAAUAGGUUAUUUCCAACUGCUAUCAUCAUAAAGUCGCAGUAACGUAUCGUCAAAAUCGUAUUAUUGUUAUAAUUUAUUUCGAUUUUACCGUGCAAAGUGGUGUUAAAGUUUGAUAGGUAAGGUGUUCUCGGUACAUUAUUAUGAUUGGACGAGCGCCUGGAAAUCUGGGCAAAAAUCAAGUGAUACUGGUAAUAUUUCUGGGGAAAGCAUUGGGGAGAUAAGGCGUAAAAAAAGAUGCUCUUCAUUUUCGGGCUGUUGUUUUAACGAAGUCCGAGAGGAAAUUCAGACAGAGCUAGUGAAACCAUAAGAGGAAACUUUGUUUGGUCUCACAUAGCCGUUGAAUUCCGAUGGGGAACUUAUCCGAUGUUGACCUCUUCGUCUUUUUUUUUUUUUUUUUUCCAGUUGGUGGGAUUGGUGAGAAGAUCAAUGUGAUGCGAAGUAUUCACAAUUUGGGCGCAAUUAUGACACGUAUGGCGUUAGGAGGGAACCAAGAUCCAUGGGGGCUCACACAGCAACCUGAAGGAGGCCCCAAGCCCGAGACCGAGAUUGACCACGUUGUCAUGGAGACCAAGGCCAAGAUAAUUGAAAUUCUGGAGUUUAUAAUGAACGUUCGACUUGAUUAUCGCAUUUCCAGUCUGCUGACAAUCUUCAAAAAAGAUUUUGAUGAAAGUAACGCAGGCUUGGCUGAUAUGGGAGGAGAGAAUGGUACAACCUUUUUUUGCCGCUUAUAAAAUAUGCACUCGUAAAAGUACACGUACACGUACACGUACACGUACACUUAAACUUACACGUACACGCAUACGAACACGCACACGUACACAUACACGCGCAUGCACACGUACACAAGUACGCACACAUAUUUCUUAAAACUAUCCUUAUCAAUUUAACUUUGAUCUACUCGUCAUGUAAACUUAAUAGGGUAAAUUUUAUCUUUUCUUAGUUCAGUUUGGCUUACCGUCUUUACUCAAGGGGCAUUUUUAGUCAGCGGGAAGAGAUCUCUUUUAAAAACGGUCUUUGUAGUAAAAGAAUUUGAAAAUGCCUCUUUGAUCACGUGGUAUAACCGGAGCUUUGCGAAAACAGUGACAUUCAAUGGACACGAAUACUUGGAGCAUCACACGCGCAUGUUCCAACAUUCAUCAGGGGCUGAAACAGCGAUCCAUUUUAAAACUUAGCCAGUCUGGUGUGGACGGUGGCAAAGUCAUUUUACGGGCUGAAUUAUUGACUGGCUGAUCUAUACAUUUUAUUUCCAGGAAAUAAACGACGCUGUAAAAUCGAUAAAGAUGGUGUACCUCAUUACCUUGGACCUCCUAACUGUACGUCAUAACGUUAAAAUGAUUUAAACAUCAAGAAACACUUAACUUCUUCUUAGCCCUUCGAGCCCUAACAGUGACUUACAUCUAACUUCUCCUUACAAUAUCACCCCUGAAUCACACAUUAAGGUCAUGAGAAUUUAGGAAAUGAUCACCAACUAAGAAAGCUCUUGGUUGUUAAACAAAUUCUCCUUGUCAGCACCUUAGGAAAUGAGUGGAGAACAGUAUGGAGAAUAUUCAUACUGAUGUAAGGGAAUUUAGGGUUAAAUAUUUACUGAACAUUUCGCGGGUGCGCUUUUGAUGUAACCGGAAGAGGCUUACUUGUUAGAUGCUUUAAUAAUCCUGCACAGUAAACAUCGGGAAAAAUCUAAAACGACCUAAACUCAUGGCUAAAUUUUUAACGCUAAGAGAAAUAUUGAAAUUAUUGUAUCAUGAAAAUGUUUUGCCUUCCAUAAUGACUUUUAAAAAAGUUUCUAUAUGAUUAAAACAGGUUUUUGUUAUUUCUAUUUAAAACUUUAACCGUUUCUGCACAGAAAAGUAUGAAUUUUGUUUAAAUAAAAUAGUAAACCUGUUGAAUCGUCUUAAGAUAUUUUAUUUUUGAAAUAUAUCAAUUAUUUUAAAGCCCAAUGCAUUAAAACUUCACCUGUACUGAUGUGAAGCAUGCGUCUGAAAGAGUGAUGCAAUUUUCUUUGUAUGAUUCUUUUCCUCGUUCUUUUUCUGUUCCAGGCGUUCAGUUAAUAAAACAUGGCGAAAUAGUAAACAGCAUGAUGGCAGAGCGAAAACGAGGGAGGACUGGGUCGCGUCGCAUAGUUCAUUGUACGCAUCGAUCCAAAUCUCCCUGGUUUUUUCCUCCUUCGCUUCGUUUUACCAACUGGACACCCGUGACAGAAUGGUUUACUUUCUAUUGAUUGAUAUUUUAUUUUUAGGGAUUGAUUUGGAAAACAUCAGUCAGCAAGCUGAAGCUAUAUUUGGAGGCUCCACGUAAGUUUUCCUUAGUUUAUUUCUUGAAAAUAUCAAAAGGUUUUUUUUAACCCGUUUGUGUCAGUCUCGUUUUACAAUCCAUGUUAACGUCGAUGUAAAAAAAAGAGGGAAAUCUAUUGUUUUCUAGAAUGAGUCUAUCUGACGGCUGACAUAUAAAUACGAUUUCAUGUAAUUGCGACGUUUUGGACACUAAACCUGACUAGUUCUUUUUUCUUUUUAUUUGUAUGUUUUUUCGUUUCAGGGGACUUAACGAAAUUGACCUUGACCUUGAUGGUCAGGGGGGCCGCACCUUUCUCCGUGUCCUGCUUUACCUAUGUAUGCACGAUUAUCCUCCCCUGGUGACAGGAGCUUUACAGCUUCUUUUCAGACAUUUUAGUCAGAGGCAGGAGGUGUUACAAGCUUUUAAACAGGUCAGUAAAACUCCACAAAAUAAUUAAGGGGCGGAAGGAGGGGUUGUUGGGACGGGGUUGGGGGGGGGGGGGGGGUGGUGGCCAACUAGCGUGCCAGUAGCGUAUCCUGCCCCUGUUCAGGGAAGCGAUGAUUUGGAACAUCCGCCCAGAAGCCUAUUAAAUCACGGUUAUCUUAUUGAUUUACAAUUUUGAUUUGAGCUUUAUAAACACAAGGUCAGACGCUUUUAAAACACCGUGAAGUACAAGCUUAUGUUGUUAUUUAUAACUCCUGUGAGACAAUUUGAUUUUGACAUCCUGAGAGCACAACACCGAGCGUUACCAUGCGCAGUCGUUUGAACGCUGCGUUGUUAAUGUCUACUAUCUCAACGGCACAGGUUCAGCUACUGGUGUCCAAUAGUGAUGUGGAGAACUACAAACAGAUCAAGUCUGAUUUAGACGAGCUUCGGUUGUUAGUGGAAAAAUCUGAGCUGUGGGUGUACAAGAGCAAGAAGGAUCUUCCUACCGAGAGCAGAGUCAGGAAGAUAACACCCGGGCUGGUCGGGCUGAGGAUGGAGGGAGGCAGCAGCAGUAAGGAGCCGGAGGAGAGGAAAGAUAGCCUGGAACAACAGGAUCUGGAAGUUGUCAGUUUGAACACGACACAGGUGGGAAAUGAGUAAUAGGGUCUUUGUAUAAGUUUGUCAUGUGACUUCGUCCAUCAGAAGAAAUGGUCAUGCUGGAAAAAGGGAACAAAGGCGGUGAAAUUGGUAGAAAGGCUAAGCUUGAGGCGAAAAAAAAAAAAGAUAAAAAAAAAAAAGAACGAGUUACAGGGAAAAAAAAUCGGUGAUGGCGAACUUGCUUCUCCAGCAUGUGAGUCUUAAAAACUGUCUUGAAAUCUCGUACAUAAAUGUCAUUGGCUUCAAAACUGAACUCUUUAGUAAUUACGGAAAAGCCUCUGAGGAACUUUAAAUUUGACUGAAGGUUAUUUUGAGCUGUUUUUGUAGCUGUUUUAUUUUAUAACGGUAUUUUUUUUUUUCACAUGCUCAGGACCCUGCUAGUAGUGAUAGCGAGGGAGGCGGUCCAAAGGUGGGUUCUGUGAAAAGUCACUUGCGAAACAGGCGUCAUUAUUUUCGUUGUUUUUUUCUUUUUUAUUCUUGUGCCGUUUACUUAAACAAUCAGCUCUCUUGAGCCAGGACGAGAAAAGACGGGAAUUUUCUUUUCACUUUCCAGGUAGAGCGUCAAAGGAUGGUUAGCGAUGGUUCCAUUGAGCUAGAGGUCGAACAAUCAGACACUGUUUCGCUAAAGAACUACAAGAAAACUGAGGCGGUAAGAGACUUUUCAUUUGGCGAGUUUAGCGGAAGGCGCGGUAGCAUGGAAGCUUGUGGGCUUAAGGCACACCUUUUUGAGCGUAGUGACAUGUCUCAAAACUUACUUUUUAUUUCUUUUAACCAACAGAUUUUGGAACGCCUCAGCAAUCUUUGUGUUUCUUCUUAUGGGACUCCCAGUGUGAAAAAUCGUAAACACGAGCAAAGAUUAUUGAGAAACAUGGGGGCUCACACUGUAGUCCUAGAGUUACUACAAAUACCGUAUGAAAAGGUAAACUGCAAACUCGAAAGCUCAGAUCAACUUUCGAUUUAGUGUCCCAAAAAAAACUAGAGCAAUCACAACAGCCAAUCAGGAGAAAGAAAAAUGUCACGAGGAGCCAAUAAGAACUCGAAGUAAAAAGCCCGGAUGCAAUUUGCAUAAAGCGCGGGAAAACGCGAGAGACUAAGUGGCGAUUGGUUUUAGUUUUGAAUCUGAUUGGUUGAGAUCACAUGACGAAGUGAGACAAAAACAAAGCAAUUCCGAUUUAUGUUUGGCAUUCAAUUGGAAAUUGCUCUAAAUGAAGUAUUGUGUAUUAUAUUGUGUAAUCUUUUGAAAUUUGUUUUUUUUUGUUUGUAUAUCCCCUGAAAAGUCCAAAUAACUAUUUUAGCCCUAUGGAAGGCUCAAGAAAGUGAAAAGCAUAUACCUUGUUUAGACAGUAGUUAUUAAUUGAUCGUAGCGCCCUCUCAGAGUGACAACUGAGGUCAUUCUUUUUCAAAUUAACUGAAGAUUGAAUUUCUGUAUUUUUUUUGUAUUUUUGUUUUGCUCUGUUUUGUUUUUUCAGAAUGAGGACUUGAGGAUGGAAGAUAUCAUGAGGCAAGCCCACGAGUUCUUACGAAACUUCUCUCUGAGCAAUCCACAGAACCAGUCUCUUCUCCACAAGCAUCUGGAUUUAUUCCUCACCCCAGGGGUAAGAUAUUUGUGGAUAUCGGAGCGAUAGCUAGCCGGCUAACGAGCGAGUUGCUGGUGGUCAGCUAUAAUAAUUAUUUAGCUCUCAAAGAGUAUGAAGCGGGAGACACUGGGGCCUAAUGGUUAGAGCCUGAUGAAAUGCGGGGGGGACCUUGCGAUGGACGAGCAUCCCAUCAAGGGGGGGAUUGGUGAUACUCUUAGUUGUUUCAUGCAAAGGAAACCGGGAUAAGCUCCUGCUGGCAGGGCCACUUGGCUCCAGUACAGUCUUAACCUUUUAACUCUCAAGGACUUAUCCAUCUAUGUCCUCAGCUAAAAGAGGCUCACACAUUGAGGUACAUCUUCAUGGAAAACUCAGGGCUGUGUUACGAGGUCACUGAGAAAGUUGUGCAACAUAUCGUCCACUGUGUUGAGACACAGGGCCGCCAUGUUGAAUAUCUGAGAGCUUUACAAACCCUAGUAAAGGCGGAAGGACAGUCAAUUAGAAAAACACAGGACAUGGUUAUGGCUGAGGUUAGUUUUUCUUUGGUUUGUGCUGCUUAUAUUUUAGUACGCUCAACUGAACUCUUUGUUAAUGAGGCCGGUAUACUGCUUCGUGACUUAAUUUUAAAGUUUGUUACUGAAUGCCGACGUUGAUUCGCUUUUUACCCCAUUCAGAACCUUUCUGUCUCUUUUCGGACAGUUAGAAUCGAGUUCGGAAGGUUGAUGCAAUUUCGGAUGGAUCCGUGCGAUUUCGGGCGGGUCCGUCUGAUUUUGGCCGAGUAUAUUAAAACCUUAGUUAUCAUUACGUGGGCCAGGAACUCAUUGGAAGUAAGGAGAAUGCAUCUAACAAUCAAUACUAUCUUUUUUUUCUAGUUAGUAAACGUGGGUGAGGAUGUUCUGGUCUUCUACAGUGAUCCUCAGUCCUUUAACUCACUCGUGGACAUGAUGCAGGGAGAACGAGAGAGACUGGACGAAGCUGGCCCUCUGUUGUAUCAUAUCAAUUUGGUGGAACUGCUGGCCUGUUGUACCGAGGGCAAAAACGUGUACACGGAAAUCAAGUGUCACAGUUUACUUCCGCUGGAUGAUAUCGUGCGAGUUGUCACUCAUCCGGAUUGCAUCUCGGAGGUGAGAGAGACUGGGAAUAAUGUCACCUGUAAGGGUUAGCGCGUCGUACGUAGGAGGUUUAAAAGGUGAUUGAAUGUUUGUCCAAAGGUUUAGAGAACUCUGCAAAACUUUUCUUCUCCAUGGUUGUUGUCGGAACCCUUUUUUGAGUCUUCGCGAACAGGCUUUCGCAUUGUUUAUAGUAAGUGAUUUGGAACUUAUAGUUAAUUUUUUUUUCUUUAGGUGAAGAAUGCCUAUGUAAACUUUUUGAAUCAUUGCUAUGUUGACACGGAGGUGGAAAUGAAGGAGAUAUACACCAGCAAUCACAUCUGGACUCUGUUUGAGGACUUUUUAGUCGACAUGGCUCGGGUGAGCGCAUAAAAUAAGUUGGGAUGAAACAAAGGUGGGAUCGUGGAAAUCACUGGGACGCUCGUUGGCUUCUCUCGUUCGUUUUCUGUGAACUGUCGGUGUAAUUUGAGAAGAUAAGAGUGAUUUAACUUUAUUUUUAGCCUUCUUCUUGUUUGUGUAAUAAUUUGUGGGAGCUUUUCCGGUUUUUUUUGGAAUCGAGGGGUUUGUCUUUUCAUUUGUUGGGUGUGUUUAAAGAUUUGAAGGUAGAUAGCGAAUCAGAAGAGAAAUUUGCCGAUUGCGUUAGUGAACGUAAAAUGUAGGUCUAAAAUCUAUUUACGGCUGCUCUUGGUUAAUAUAGCAUGGAAUUUACCGGAAGAAUUGUGGCCUUAUUUUAGAAAGUAGAAUCUUAUGAAUAAUUUGUAAAAAAAUAAAUUAUCUGCAAUUUUAUCUUAUUUCGUCAUGAACCCCACCCGGAACUCGGAGAUGGUUUUGGUAAAAGGAGGGAGUUAUGAUUUUCGUGUUUACUAAUUUGAUUUCAGCUUAACGCAUUCUUAUCAACGGUGUUUCCUCGAGGUAUUCUAUCAUAAAAUGACGAAAGGCGUACUUUUUUUUCUAUUUUACAGGUUUGUAACAACACUUCUGACCGACUUCACACGGACACCAUGUUAGAAAAAUACGCUACAGAAACCAUCAUGAACUUGUUAACCUUUUUCUUCAAUUCUCCUUUCUCUGACUCGAGCACUACAAUAAAGGUACUUUGAAUGGAAGUUGAAUACUUUUUUCACUAAUGAAACUUGUGAUGGCGUCGCCCAUCAUAGAGUUUUCUGUAGAGCACAGCACCACUAGAAUCCAGAGGUCUGGGGACUUGUCAUUUUUAUUGGUUUGGUGAAUGUUUGUUUCUCUUCUUCUUUUUCUUCUCUUUGUUCCUGGUCCGUUCCAAAAAAGAGAAUUUUUCUAGACCUUAAAUCCUGUCAGCCAUAACUUUCUAAGAGACUUCUCGCCUUGUUUUGAAGAAAUUUGAAUAGUACUUCGUUUCGCAAUUCAAGAUGCGAAGGUAUUCAAGAUACAGAAAUGAGCAGUAUUGGGUGAUAGGUUUUCCUAAACUGUUUGCGUUUUUUUUUUUUUUUUUUCAGUCUCGGCAACCCGUGUUCGUUCGUCUCCUCCGCGGUGCCUUCCGACUUUCACAGUGUUCAUGGAUGAGUGGCUCGCAGAAAUACCACGUGGAGACUUGUAUCAAGACCUUUAUCUGAUGUUG